AUGACGGCAGGCGCCAUGCCGCCUCCUUCACGGCGGUCAGGCGCAACGACGUCCCUCGCUCCCAAGCGAGCGAAGACCCGGGGGUCGUCUGCACGCUUCCCACGCGCGGUCGGCGACAAGACCCACGAGACGCCUACCUCUUCGAGUGUAUGGGGCCGCACUCAAUAUACCUUGUAUACCCAGCGCCCUGCCCAUGCUUCAGCUGGUAUGAAGUGUGAACCUCCGAUGACGCCUACCUCCCCGCUGGCCCCCACGACACCUACAUAUCAGCCCAAACGAGCUCGCACCGAGUUGUUUGCGUGCUUCGAGACAGCGUCGUCAUCGUCGUCCACGACGCCACCUCGACCUGCUCUGCAGCCUGUCACUGUCGAAGGGUUUGGGCGAAUGGUGCUGCACAGCGAUCUACUGCCUGCACCGCCAGCGUCCCUGUGCGCGAGCGACAAGGCGCCCACGACGACUCCCGGUCCCUCGUCGGACGCCUUGGAACGUCGGGCGCUUGUGUUGCAGUGGCUUCAUGGCGACGACGAGGACGAAGACGAGGUGCCUUCCUCUACGACGUACCACCCCAUGGUCGCCAAGUGCCUUCGUGAGCGCAGUCGGCGCUACGCUUCCACGAGUCUACACACAUCGGCGGCCCAAGAUAUGUGGAUCGGGCUGGAUGGGCAUCGUAGACCGCGUGGGACCAAGCGGCCGCAUCCACGCCGCGUUGCGUCGACCAUGCAAUCCUUGCAAGCGAGCGGCCUGUCUCCCGUCAUGGGAUGCCAUUGCGGGUUUACAGAUAAGCAUAUGGGUAUGGUCCAAUGCGAUGGAUGCCAACGGUGGCUCCAUUUGGCCUGCGUCGGAGUGAGCCAUGUGGACCAACUACCACCGACCGACUGGGUGUGCGACGACUGCUACGAAUCCCGUGCCGCUCUCUCGCAUGCGCCAUCGCCUACGACAGCUCGGCCUGCGCCAAUGCUCGCAGCCUGGCCCUCUCAGCCAUGGACACUCUCGUUGGCCCCUAGUCCUUCGCGCAUGCUGGACGACGACUGGAUGCCCAGCUCGUCGGUGGCUGCGUCGCCAGUAUGGUCGCGUCACGUCUCCAUGUCUUCGGACGCGGCUCACGCCUCCUCCCCAGCCCGGCCUUGCAGGACACCCUCGCCCCCACCUGCGCCCUUCGCGAAUGCCAUGACGCCCAGCCGGCACUUUACGCCCUACACCAACGCGGAAUGGCUGCCUACACCUACAGGGCUGCUCGCGUACACGCCCCACAGCGCCUGGCGUACGCCCUCGAAUCGUGGUCGUGCUAUGUACGCACCCGAUUCACCUACGCACUCGACAUACGGCGCACGUCGGGCUGCGUUGUCGACACCCAGCGACGCUACGCCGUCGUUUGCGAGUGAUCUCACCACGGACGGUGUGCGUCUGAGCAGCCCUAUGCCUGAUACGCCGACCGGCCCUUCGUCCAAGACGCGCGUGCUCAACAUGCACCUUGCUUCUCCCUCGCCCAAGACCCGGACGCGGCCUGGCGUCGCGUCGCCGCGGUGGCCUGGCCCGAUGGCAUGGCGCUGCGAUGAAUAA
This is a messenger RNA of Malassezia pachydermatis, 1560 nucleotides long. RefSeq names its product putative set3 histone deacetylase complex component set3p. The transcript has a single exon. NCBI's taxonomy places the organism in Eukaryota, Fungi, Basidiomycota, Malasseziomycetes, Malasseziales, Malasseziaceae. The record is from RefSeq and is a predicted model, not a curated record. Bases 1 to 1560 code for a protein of 519 amino acids.